GGUGCUUCAGGAGGGAGGAACAAAAGCGAGGAGGAGGGAUGCAGCGACGUCCCCCAAACACCUACUUCCAUUCAGAUGGAGUAUAAGAAAAUUUCAGAAGAGGUAUCUAAGAAAAUACUGGCAUACAUCAAGGAUACAUCAGGAUGGACAGAGAUUAAAAAAGGAAAACAUAUUACAGUGUCAGUAAGACCUUCAACAGACUACCCAGGAAAUAUAUAUCGCGUGGAAGCCACCAUGGAACAGCCGGCUGAAAAAGUCUUUCCGUUUAUGUACCUUCCUGAGUAUCGAACCAAGUGGGACAAGUCAUUGCAGUCGUACAAGAUUGUAGAAACGAUUGACCAGGACACAUACAUUUAUCACAGUGUUACCCACAGUUUUGGCUUGGGGCUGGUUCCACCAAGGGAUUUUGUCUACCUUGUGCAUAUUAAAAAAUACAACGGUCUGCUCACUACCAACUCUACCAGCGUGGACCAUUACAAAUGCCCCCCGUGUCGUUCUUAUGUUCGUGGUCAAACUUUUCCUUCCAGCUAUGCAUGUUACCCCUUACCAGAAAAUCCAAAUCACUGCAGGAUGAUCGCGAUUAUCCAAGCGGAUUUAGGAGGCAUGCUUCUUCCUUCAGUAAUACAGUCAGUGAUGCCAACUAGCCUCAUGAACUUGAUCACGGAUUGCAGAGCAGGAAUAAAGGCCUUGAAAUAAUGAGAAAAGCCUA
Molecule: messenger RNA, 709 nt
Organism: Sphaerodactylus townsendi
Lineage: Eukaryota; Metazoa; Chordata; Lepidosauria; Squamata; Sphaerodactylidae
Gene: STARD6
Product: StAR related lipid transfer domain containing 6
Exons: 7
Coding region: 76-696 (206 amino acids)
Molecular function (GO): lipid binding
Source: RefSeq, a predicted model, not a curated record